Messenger RNA from Musa acuminata AAA Group (dessert banana), 2042 nucleotides. Its product is annotated as AMSH-like ubiquitin thioesterase 1. Gene Ontology annotation, cellular component: endosome; membrane. Gene Ontology annotation, molecular function: protein binding; metal-dependent deubiquitinase activity; K63-linked deubiquitinase activity. Bases 311 to 1849 code for a protein of 512 amino acids. Gene Ontology annotation, biological process: protein K63-linked deubiquitination; protein K48-linked deubiquitination. NCBI's taxonomy places the organism in Eukaryota, Viridiplantae, Streptophyta, Magnoliopsida, Zingiberales, Musaceae. The record is from RefSeq and is a predicted model, not a curated record. The transcript is spliced from 14 exons.
GUCAAAAUCGUAAAUGCGUUCCACGGAUCUCACACAGCAAGAAGUAGAAGCAUUGGUUAAUGAAGAAGCCUAAAGUAUUAUUCCAAUUCUGCCCUUGGAAUGCGGUCGUUCGAAAGGUGAGGCCUCUUCCCUCCUCGCGACGGACGCCCGCCGUUGACGACUAGCGCGAGAAGAUCCCCAUGUCUUCUUGCGGCCAAGGCGUUUCUUCUACAAAUAUUGGGAUUGUCGGGACGUGCAACCGUGGAGCGUUUCAUCUUGGUUUGAAUGCGAAUUUGAGGACUUUGAGACGGAAACAGGAAGAAACCCUAAGAUGAAGCCUUCCUCCGGAGUGAUCGACAUAUCGGAGUGCGCCAAGAGGCUCGACGUGGACAACCAGAUCUCUCUCCGUCACUACUACCGGAUUGCCCAUAAUCUUCUCAAACAGGCAGACAUUUAUCGGAGCGAAAAGAAUAUUAUUGAUCUUUUUGUUAUGCUACUGAGAUUUUCAAGUUUGAUUACUGAGACCAUACCGUGCCAUAAAGACUAUCAGGUGGUGCUACAAAAUGAAAAACUUUAUUUUAGAAAGAGACUGUUUGAUGCCUUGAAUGAACUAGAAGCGUUGAAGCCUGACGUACAGCAUCUGCUUGAAGAACUGAAUAAGAGGAAUAGAAGCCAAGUAAAUAGAUUGGAACAAAUUCCACAAGAUGGUUCUCUUGAUGAUUCAUUUGAGCGGCCAUCGUUUAGAAGGCUGACACUAAAGAAUAACAUAGUUAGCCAGGCUCAUAGAACAGUUGUGCGAGAUGGCUUUUAUAGAAGUCCCAUUGUUGAGGGACACAAGCUAUUGACCAACACUAAAGAAGAUCGCUUUCGGAAAUUAAGAUCUCUUAGGAUCCCAUGCCUCAAGGAGGAAACCCUAUCAAGACACUCAAUCUUGGGUCCAAAUGGUCUUCAUGGACCAUGGCAGCCACCCAGUGUUGAUCAAGGGAUACAAUACCCAAGUAAUUUGGACUUGACUCCAAUUGAGAUACCAAGCCUGCUUCAACCAACAGAGAAUAAACCUGUGACUGUGAAGGAAAAUGACACUUUGGAGAGUGAAAGAAGUAUGCUUGAAUUUCUUUCACUGCAAGAGAAUGUAACUCGACAGCAUGAAGAACAACGUCGAAUGAUCAACUUGGACGUGUCAGAUGUGAAUCCUAAGAUGGACAUCAUCAAAGGACUCUCUCCUCCGCCUGCCUUUGCAGAAGUACAAGAUGUUGUUGUAGCAGCACAAGUUUCUAAAUCCUCAAAUCCACAAACUGUUUCUUUGCAGAAUGAGCUAAUUCGUGCUGAAUCUCCUCAAGAAGUUCACAUAUCAACAGUUCUGUUGGAAAGCUUUAUGAGACUUGCAAAAUCAAAUACUGUCAGAAAUUUAGAAACCUGUGGUGUUCUUGCAGGUUCCCUUAAAAACAGGAAGUUCUAUGUGACAGCUCUUAUCAUCCCCAAGCAGGUGGCGACAUCUAAUUCAUGUCAGACAACAAAUGAAGAAGAAAUCUUCGACUAUCAGGACAAGCAGUCACUAUUUCCCCUUGGAUGGAUUCAUACUCAUCCUACUCAAUCAUGUUUCAUGUCCUCAAUUGAUCUACACACUCACUAUUCUUAUCAGACCUUGUUGCCUGAGGCCAUUGCAAUAGUUAUGACACCAAAAGAUGGAUCAAGAAAGUAUGGGAUAUUUCGGCUGACAAAUCCAGGAGGCAUGUCAGUCAUAAGGCGAUGCCCUCAUCGUGGCUUCCAUCCUCACCGACAGCCAUCAGAUGGGGGUCGCAUCUAUGACCACUGCUCCAAUGUCUACAUGGACCCUAAACUGAAGUUUGAUGUGGUGGACCUCCGAUAGCAACCCCUCUCUUUCUAAUCGUUUCCCUCAAUUCUUUGUCCAUAUGGGGGUCUAUGCUAUUGUUUUCGGUAACAACUGUGAGAUAAAGAGCCCUUAACUAGUUUUCUUGUGCAUAAAACCCGUCGAUGGGGGUUCUGAGCAAGACAUGAACCAAAACACCUGUUCAUCAACCUUGUGUUGAGGUAAUUGUUCA